AUGCAAAACAAUCAAAUGGCUCAAAAUAUGCAACCAAGUAUGCAAUCUGGUCCAGCGAGUGGGACUCCUAAUGCAUUUCCACAAGCUCAUGGUAGUCAUCCAACAAUAAACGCUAGUUCAACUCCAAUGGGUUAUUAUGCACUUCGAGCGAAAGAAUUUGUGUCAUCAAUUGUAAAUCAAAGAAGUAGAACUGAAGGAAUUGGUGAUAUGGGUGGAAGCAGCGGAGGAAUAAUGAGUCAUUCAAGAUUUGUUGAAUUAAUGAUUCCUGGGCCAAAAGUUGGUUUAAUUAUUGGAAAAGGCGGAGAAACGAUAAAACAACUUCAAGAAAAAUCUGGAGCUAAGAUGGUUGUUAUUCAAGAAGGUCCUUCUCAAGAACAAGAAAAACCUUUAAGGAUAACUGGUGAUCCACAAAAGGUAGAAUAUGCUAAACAACUAGUAUAUGAAUUAAUAGCUGAAAAAGGAAUGGAAAUGUUUCAUAGAGGUGCAAGAGGAAAUGAUAGGAGUGGAAAUUAUUCUAAUGAUAGUAGUUUUAACCAUGGUUCUGGAAUCACUGAUGGAGUGGAAGUACUUGUUCCAAGAGCAGCAGUAGGUGUUGUUAUUGGUAAAGGAGGAGAUAUGAUUAAAAAAAUACAGGCAGAGACUGGUGCAAGAGUUCAAUUUGAACAGGGACGGGAGGACGGCCCUGGGGACAGAAAAUGCAUAGUGUCUGGCAAACAUCAAGCUGUAGAACAAGUGCGUCAACGCAUUCAGGAACUUAUUGAUAAUGUAAUGUGAAGAGAUGAUGAUAGAAGUAAUAUAGGAGCAAGAAGUGUCCCACGAGGCAAUGGAUUUGGCAAUAAUCGUAAUCCAAAUGAAUAUGGCGGAUGGGAUAGGCAUCAAGGAGGACCUAUGCAAGAUAAAAUAGAAACAAUGUUCACUGUACCAUCUUCGAAAUGUGGUAUUAUUAUAGGAAAAGGUGAUGAAACCAUUAAACAGAUAAAUCAGCAGACUGGAGCACAUUGUGAACUAGAUAGAAGAAAUCAAAGUAAUGAGAAUGAAAAAAUUUUCAUAAUUCGUGGAAACCAUGAACAAGUGGCGCAUGAAAAAAGAAUAUUUAGCAAAAAGUUAGGCAUGGCUCCAGCUAAUACGUCAUUUACUGGUACACAAGGAACAAUUGGAUAUAAUCCAACUUGGAAUGCUGGAACAGCUUACCAAGCCUAUAAAUUAUGA
Molecule: messenger RNA, 1209 nt
Organism: Bombus pyrosoma
Lineage: Eukaryota; Metazoa; Arthropoda; Insecta; Hymenoptera; Apidae
Product: far upstream element-binding protein 3-like
Exons: 2
Biological process (GO): regulation of gene expression
Cellular component (GO): cytoplasm; nucleus
Molecular function (GO): mRNA binding
Source: RefSeq, a predicted model, not a curated record